AUCAUAGUGAGCUAUUUGAUUGUAUAUGUACGUUGAAUCCACAACUAAGUCGUUAUCGUUGGCCUUGUAGCCAACCAGCCAGUGUAGUGAUCAAAAACGAUUAUAACGUUGAAGAGUGUUGUUGUGUUUAUCGAUAAAAAAUGGUGCUAACGUUAUACAAGAUGGACGCCAGUCCCCCCGCGCGGGCCGCCAUGAUGGUCCUCGACCUUCUGAAUCUACCCGCGGAAUAUAUUGAUGUGAAUCUUCUAGAAAAGGAACAUUUAUCGGACGAGUAUUUGAAAAUGAAUCCACAACAUACAAUACCAGUUUUGAAAGACGACGAUUUUGUCUUGGCGGACAGCCACGCAAUCGCUGGAUAUCUCGUGUCCAAAUAUGCAAAAGACGACUCCCUGUACCCUCAAGAACCUCAAUCGCGAGCCAUUAUCGACCAUAGAUUACAUUUCGACAGCGGUAUUCUGUUCCCAUCUUUGCGGUACACUGUUGCACCAAUAGUUUUCUUCGGUGCGAAGGAAAUUGCUUCAGACAACUUAGAGAAAAUAAAAAGCAGCUAUGAGUUUUCGGAGAAAUUCCUCACGAAACAGUGGAUGGCCGGAGAUGAGUUCACCAUUGCUGAUAUCUGCUGCUACGCUAGCCUCAGCAGUUUGAAUGAAAUUGUCCCUGUCGAUUCUGACAAAUAUCCCAACCUGGUAUCCUGGUUGCAGCGUUGUUCAGAAUUAGAGUUUUGCAAGAAAAAGAACGAAGCUGGCGCAAAGCAAUUGGGUGCCUUGGUACGAGGUAUGUUAGCGUGAAGAGAAACAAAUAAUUUUAAACGUCACGGACGCUGUGUUUGACGUAAUAUGAGUUCUUUUUAAAAUCACCUGGUUUGUAUCUUCGAAGUACAAAAGCACUAAUAGUUUAGGGUGUGUUCAACACAGUUCUUACGCUGGAAGAAAUGCUUUGUUUUUAUAUUUUACAUUAAUACUUUUUUAUUCAACAAAAACCACUUUUGAAACGCUUAAACGCCUAGCUCACUCUGGCUUAAAUUCAAGAAUCAAGCAUGUAUUAGGUUCGGUAUUUCAUCUAUUUAUCUAUUAUAUCCUGAUGAUUGUUUAAUAGCAGACUGUUAAGCAAAAAUGUCGAAAAAAUAAUAUAAUAUAAUAAAAAACGCUGUUGGUUAUACAAAUUGGUCCAAUUUUAUGUAUUCAACUAAUUAUUAAAUACGUCAGUCGGCAUUUGACAAUCU
Molecule: messenger RNA, 1222 nt
Organism: Zerene cesonia (dogface butterfly)
Lineage: Eukaryota; Metazoa; Arthropoda; Insecta; Lepidoptera; Pieridae
Product: glutathione S-transferase 1-like
Exons: 6
Coding region: 141-788 (215 amino acids)
Biological process (GO): glutathione metabolic process
Molecular function (GO): glutathione transferase activity
Source: RefSeq, a predicted model, not a curated record